Abrus precatorius (Indian licorice) is the source of this 1050-nucleotide messenger RNA. RefSeq names its product adenylate kinase 4. Gene Ontology annotation, cellular component: cytoplasm; mitochondrion. Gene Ontology annotation, biological process: nucleobase-containing compound metabolic process. Lineage: Eukaryota; Viridiplantae; Streptophyta; Magnoliopsida; Fabales; Fabaceae. The transcript has 7 exons. Gene Ontology annotation, molecular function: AMP kinase activity; ATP binding. The record is from RefSeq and is a predicted model, not a curated record. The coding region runs from base 132 to 860 and encodes 242 amino acids.
ACAAAAGAAGGUUACUUGGAGGACGGCGAGUUGAGUUUGAAACGUGGGAAGCUCCGAACUCCGAAGAAGGCCAACGUUGUACAAUCAAAGUCAUCAUUCCUUUUCCCUAUUCUGCUUCGACACAAGCAGCAAUGGCCAACACUAACUUGGAAGAUGUUCCCUCUCUCGAUCUCAUGUCUGAGCUCCUUCGUCGUUUCAAGUGUUCCUCUAAACCUGACAAGCGUCUUAUUCUCAUUGGCCCACCUGGAUCAGGAAAAGGCACCCAGUCCCCAAUCAUUAAGGAUGAGUACUGCUUAUGCCACUUAGCUACUGGUGAUAUGCUAAGAGCAGCAGUAGCAGCCAAAACCCCUCUUGGCAUUAAGGCUAAAGAAUCUAUGGAUAAGGGAGAACUUGUUUCUGAUGACUUAGUUGUGGGCAUUAUAGAUGAAGCAAUGAAGAAACCAUCAUGUCAGAAAGGUUUCAUUCUUGAUGGUUUUCCAAGAACUGUGGCCCAAGCACAGAAGCUUGAUGAGAUGCUGGAAAAACAGGGUGUGAAGGUUGAUAAAGUGCUCAAUUUUGCAAUUGAUGAUGCAAUCCUUGAGGAGAGAAUUACUGGUCGCUGGAUACACCCAUCCAGUGGCAGAACCUACCAUACAAAAUUUGCCCCUCCGAAGGUUUCUGGGGUUGAUGAUGUUACUGGUGAGCCACUUAUCCAGCGCAAGGAUGACACUGCAGCUGUCCUUAAAUCAAGACUAGAGGCAUUUCACAAGCAAACUGAACCGGUUAUUGAUUACUAUUCAAAGAAGGGCAUGGUUGCUAAUCUUCAUGCUGAGAAACCUCCCAAAGAGGUGACAGCUGAAGUUGAGAAAGUGCUGUCUUAAUAGAGGAUCCUCGGGCUCGAACUGGGAUUGUUUUCUGUUUCACUUUUUCCCUAUAGGAAAACUUAAUUUCCCAAUUUGUAUUUUAAUGUACUCUGAAAUCCGCAUCACUUGCAGAUUUACUGCAGAUUCCGGCCGUUCUCAAACUCAGAUUUGAAGAGUCGCUUUAACGAAAUAAAAAGUCAAUUGAAUU